Guillardia theta CCMP2712 is the source of this 3648-nucleotide messenger RNA. RefSeq lists its product as hypothetical. The coding region runs from base 1 to 3648 and encodes 1215 amino acids. Gene Ontology annotation, molecular function: protein binding. NCBI's taxonomy places the organism in Eukaryota, Cryptophyceae, Pyrenomonadales, Geminigeraceae. Gene Ontology annotation, cellular component: cytoplasmic vesicle. The transcript has 17 exons. Gene Ontology annotation, biological process: regulation of Rab protein signal transduction. The record is from RefSeq and is a predicted model, not a curated record.
AUGUCAGAGAUAGAUGAGUCUCCGGAGCGUGUUGCAGACUACUUCGUGGUUGUGGGCCUAGAUUCGGCCAUUGUUAGUCUACAGGAUGAUGAAAGUCACACUGAAGACCCAAACAUAUCAUCGCCGAAAAGCGAGCUUUGUGAGGACUUGAACUCCCUGCUCGAGAAGAGGUUCCCACUGGAGGAUCACACAGAUACUAUCUUCCCCCCACAAGUGGCCAUGUUUGCUCUUCCAGAGGGACUGUCAGUGAAGAUUUCGUGUCCAUUGCCGACAUUCUACAUCGUUGUGUUCACUAGCAACGAAGGAUCUCGGCUGUAUGCUUCAGUCCUGACAUUCCAUGAUGAAUUGCCCAAGGAUGCUCUGUACAAGAUGUGCAAGAACCCUGAAAGUAUCAAGAAUGAGCUCUGGAUCCCCAAGUGUAUCUGCCUGAUCUCGCAUUGGCCGUUUUUCGAUCUCCACAGAGAAUUUUUGAAACAGUUGUACCGAGUCAGUUUGACUGCAUCACGAAUCCCGGUGGAGCGAUACAUCUCGAAUCUCAUCUAUGAAGUCCCUCUUCCUCCACGGGGGAGAUUUAAGGUGCAAUAUACUAUCGCGGACAAGACCAUGGAUCUCAUCCGCUCGCCUGCCAAUGAGAUUCCGAUGGCGAACGCUCCUCUUGAUUUGUUGUUUGCACUUCUGGAUAGACACAACAUCGUACAGAAAUUGAUCCUGUAUUCCAAACAUUCCUCGGUCAGCCAACGAAUGAGCUCCAACAUCAGAGUCUUGACUGCUUCUGACGCUCUUCUCCUGCAGCUCCUUGAGUUUGUGAACGCGCCGACCCCUUUCAUCAUGGGAGUGCAUCCUGCUCCGCUCAUGAACAAGCAAGAGGACUUCCUCCGCUCGUCAUGCCCAGAUGAUGUCGUGGUGGUCAACCUGGACGAGAACUCUGUGCGGUCGACGAGGGGGAUCCCUUCGCUUCCCUCAAAGCAGAGGAAGAAGUUGCUGGAGCAGCUGCAUCAAGUUGCAGGAGAUUUCGAUCCCAAGCUUGCAAAGAAGUGGACGGGAAGCAUUGAUUUGGCAUUCGAGAUGGCCCCGACGCCAGCUGAAUCAGAAGCUGCACUGAAGGAGAAGUCGCAAGCCAAGAAGAUCGACACUUCUCAACUGCAAUAUUCAUUCUUCCGCCUCCUCCUCUCCCUCCUCCACGGUUAUCGUGAAUUUCUAGUCCUUCCCACAGCUGGAGUCCCAGAGCCGAGCGAAAUAUUCAGGAAGGCGAAGUUCCUCGAGAGCGUUCCCAGGGAAACGAGAGGUUUCCUCUCCAUGUUUCUAGACACGCAGAUGUUUGCAUCCUUCAUAGAGCGAAGGAUCUACAGCUCGGGCAGGAGCCAUGACCACGUUCUCUUCGACGAGAGCAUGGAAGCCAAGGCAAACCGCUCUUCCCUCCGCCUCCACAAGCGCCCGACGCCCUUCCUCAGCGACAAGCGCCAUUCCAUCACACGCACUCACGUGGCCCUUUCCCCGAGCGACCAGGGUCUUAUCCCCGGCCUCUCCUACUGCAGCAGCACCUUCCCCCGCCUCGACUCUUCUCUCUUCGGCACCCCGAGGGAGGUCCGUUCGCUUAUCACCGGAGAAAUUCUGCAGCAUCACACAACAAGGAAGAGGACGCAUCCUCCUCUGAACCGAGUCAACACUCUCACCUGCUUCACGCCCCCCUCAGCCCUCAAGGACAAGAGCGCCAAGCUCACGGAGGUCGCUAUGAGAGAGUCUAUCUUCUCCACCUGGUUCCUCCUCCAAGUACUCUUCAUGAGCGAAUCGUCCAGCCUUGGAGGAAGCGGCUCAAUCGAAUCCUGCGACAGCCCAAAGGCAAAGUUCGCUGAGGCCCUUUCCGUCUUCGCAAAGAUGAAGGAGGAGAAACUGGAGCCCAACGAGUCAGCCUUCAGGGCCCUCAUGGAAGCCUCGGCACGUGCCGGAUGCCCCGAACAGGCGAUCAAGCUCCUAGACGAGAUGCACGUGCUGGGCAUGCGACCGGACGCGCUGGUUUACAGCAGCCUCAUCAAGGCCGUCGCCAACUCGCAGGUCUGCGUGACCCCUGGAUGCAUGACGCCAAUGCGGGAGAGCAGCGCGCUAUGGGACACGAACCACUCCCUCCUGCCCAGCUCCCUUGAGUUCUCAGCGAGCAAGAUGGAGGAGGAGGCGCACUCUGCUGGGAUCUUCGGGCAUGGGCAGAGCAGAAAGUCAGAUCCUGCUAUGCCCGUGAUGAGGCUGGGGGAGGGGCUGGAGGUAGUGGAGGAAGGAAGCACCUAUGCCACCAGCACGAGCCCUGAGUUUGGAUGCGAAGAAGCAGAAGGAUCGUCUGCCUUGUCCUCCAUGUGCGAGGAGCUCAAGCCGGAGGGCGUCCAGCUUGAACUGCCGCAGGAGGAGGCGGAGCCGCGCCCGCCUAAGAGCUCGAUGGAGAAGGAGCACAACCCGCUGAUCCCUCUACCUGGAGGGCAGGAGACGCUCACGGAACACGUGGAUACAGGUCAGAAGAAGAGCAGGAGGUGUGGAGGUAUCCGAUGUGACGUCGUAGCAGGGCUGAGGCAGCAGGAGACUGAGGGCUCGUCGAUCCUUGCCAAAGUUGAAACCUCGCUCGUUGACGCAGCGGACCAGGCAGUGGCCGUCUCCUUGGAGCAUACAGCUUCUCCUCCAGAUCUCGUGAAAGGACAACAGAGGAGGAGGAGUAGUGGAGGAGAGCACGGGCUGCAGAAGGUCAGCGGGAAUGAGAUCGAGAAAAGGAGAAGAAGGAGCAUCGGAGACGUUUGUGCGGAUCAGAAUGACUUCACGUCUCCCUUGUUCUUGAGGAGUCAAGAUGUGGUCCCCAACAUUGACAUGAAUCCUUCGAUAGAGGACAGGCAUGACGAGGGAGCAGGAGCAGGAGCUGGAGCAGGAGCAGGAGCAGGAGCAGGAGCAGGAGCAGGAGAAGCAGCAGAGUGGUCCAAUCACGGGGGGAUGACGAGCGAGGAGAUGAGGCGAACGCCUCCUCCCAGUCGGCCUCCUCCUCUUCCUCCCCGGCGAAUCGAACUUGAUGGAUCCAUCAAGAAAUUUCAUCCUUCAAAGACGGAGGCUCCUCUCCCGCAGAGCAAGCUACUAGCUGUGGAGGACAAUGAGUCGGAUGCUGUGCGAGGGAUGAAGAUAAGGGAAGGCGAGGAGCGAGUAAAAAGCGAUAGGAAGGCGACCGAAGAGGCACGACAGGACGUGAACCCUCCGACGCAAGCUGAGGGCGGGCAAGAGCAGGAAAAGCGAAAGAACAAGCAUGGCUCUCCCCGCAAGGCGCCGCCGCUGCUCUUGCAUGACUGCGUGAGCAAGAGGGCGGAGCUGCAGACUGUGGCAAUCGAGGUGUGGGACAAAUGCCCAUCGUGCAGCUCCACAGUGGAGGAGGCAGAGAUCAGGAGUGGAUGGAACAUGGACGACCAGGACUACACCAUCAGCUGUGCUUACUGCAACAAGAGGUUUGUGGCGAGGAUGAAAAUUUUCGCUUCGUCCUCCAGCUCCUCGUCCCCUUCCUCCACUUCGGCCAUCUACUGCGAGAGCUUGUCCCCCAUCGUGGUGCAAAAGGAACUUUUCUCGCUGUUCCGGCAUUUCGAGGAGGACGAAAGGAUGCAGGAAGGCUGCAGCGGGGGGAUCUGCGAGUAA